AUGUCGUCGUCGGACUCGGACUUUGAACCAGACUACCCUGUUGAAUUCUUCAAUAAGGAGAUGCUUGUGAAUUGCUUCUUCGACAGCCAACCUGGAAGCAACAAAGAUAUGGAUUCCCUCAUCCAAGACAGAAUCAAGCCGCUCACCGAGAAAGCUCAAACCUUUUUGACUCGAGAGGUCAACAGAGCCAUCAUGAUGGGCAAGGACUGCACUUUUGUUUGCACCAUCGGCGGCAAGUACUAUUGGAAGGCUGAUGAAUUCAAGGAAUGGACGGGCCGCUUUUCGCUCAACCAAGGCGUCCUCCGUGUUGUGACUUCUUCCAAUGACUGUCUUGUGCUGCUCACGAAAUUGAAGACUGUGGUCACCGUCCUCAUCUACGGCAACAACAGGUUUGAUAUCCACAAGCCCGCUCCCAGGGUCAAGGUGGUCCCCAAGAAGAAGGCUGCUCCGAAGAGAGCCACGCCCAUGCCCAAGAAGAGGUUUGCGUCGAAGCGUGACCAGGAUGAGGAAGAGGACGGUUUCGAAGAAGACUAUGAACUUUCCCAGCAGCUCACCCCCCUCAGGGCCUACUACACCAACAAAGGGAAGUAG
This is a messenger RNA of Seminavis robusta, 591 nucleotides long. The record is from the annotation of a GenBank genome assembly. Lineage: Eukaryota; Bacillariophyta; Bacillariophyceae; Naviculales; Naviculaceae.